AUGGCUUUCAACAAGGAAGACUCCAUGGCAAACUUUGUGCAACAGGCCACUGAUUUCCAAGGAAAAAUUAUGAUUUUGAUCUGCCUUUCGGCAAUCAUGGGCUUGGGAAAAGGCGGUGUCCCAGGCUUUGCCACGGUUGCCACAGCCUUGGUGGUUGCCACAGCCCCUCGAGACGUUCAAGGUGGCUUGGGGUAUUCUGUGGCAUUAAUGGUGCCUAUUCUGACCAUGAUUGAUGUUUAUGCGGCCUGGUUGCACCGCAAGUGUCUGGACUGGUCGUCCAUUUGGCAACUACUGCCAUUGUCGUUUGUGGGAAUGUUUUUGGGGCAGAAGUUGGACCAAUACUUGUCGGAUCGGUCGGCGAGAAUCAUUGUGGGGUCCAUUUUGCUGUCCAUUUUAAUAUUGCGCAUCAAGGAUAUGAUACCUUCUUCGCUUGCCUCAAAAGUCCCCUCUGUCUUUGGCAAGAAGGAAAAGGUGGAAGGAAGCCUUCCCCUGAUGCGACAUGAAACACCAACAGGGUCCAAUCCGUCACAACAAGGAUCAACACUAGUCUGGGCUUGUAUCGUGGGGUUGUUUGGAGGAGCAGCUACCAUGUUGACAAAUUCAAUGGGUCCAAUUCUUAAUGUUUAUUUGCUUAGUGUUCGCAAGUUGCCGCCAGAAUCCUAUAUUGGGUCAAGGGCCAUGUUCUUUUGCUUUUUGAACGUUGGGAAACUUCCAAUGCGAUUCGUUGGGGGGACUCUGGGAUGGCCCAUGAUGCCAUUGGCGUUUGGUUUAGGAUUGGUUGCUAUUAUUGGUGUAUAUUGUGCCAAACCAAUCAUGCUUAGCAUGUCACCAGAUACCUUUACCAAGUUGGAGCUUUUAGUGGUGGUGCUAUGUGGUUUCAAGUUGCUCUUGUUCUAA
Molecule: messenger RNA, 897 nt
Organism: Cylindrotheca closterium
Lineage: Eukaryota; Bacillariophyta; Bacillariophyceae; Bacillariales; Bacillariaceae
Source: the annotation of a GenBank genome assembly